Messenger RNA from Aspergillus clavatus NRRL 1, 2421 nucleotides. RefSeq names its product anaphase promoting complex subunit bimA. Bases 1 to 2421 code for a protein of 806 amino acids. The transcript is spliced from 4 exons. Gene Ontology annotation, molecular function: protein binding. The record is from RefSeq and is a predicted model, not a curated record. Lineage: Eukaryota; Fungi; Ascomycota; Eurotiomycetes; Eurotiales; Aspergillaceae. Gene Ontology annotation, biological process: cell division.
AUGUCGCCAUCAAUAUCUCAUAUCUCCAGUCAACUUCGGCAGCUAAUAUAUUACCAUCUCGACAACAACCUGGCCCGCAACGCGCUAUUCCUUGCCGGUCGCUUGCAUGCCUACGAACCUCGAACAGCAGAAGCCUCCUACCUACUCGCUCUUUGUCACCUUCAGAAUGGUCAGGUAAAGGCCGCCUAUGAUUACAGCAGGAAUUUUGGGUCGCGCGGUACCCACCUUGGCUGCUCCUAUGUUUACGCGCAAGCGUGUUUGGACCUCGGGAAAUACUUGGACGGAGUCACGGCGCUGGAGCGAAGUAAGAGUCUUUGGAGUUCUAAAAAUCACUGGAGCAAACACAGUGAAACGCGGAGACAACACUUGCCAGACGCGGCUGCCGUGCUGUGUCUCUUAGGCAAGCUAUGGCAUGCGCACAAGGAUUUCAACAAAGCAGUAGAAUGCUACGUUGAAUCUCUAAAGCUGAAUCCAUUCAUGUGGGAUGCUUUCCAGGGCUUGUGCGAGACGGGGGUCAAUGUGAGAGUAUCAAACAUCUACAAAUUGAACCCUGAGCUGCUCGCGGUAUUAUCAACGUCAACACCGGAGGAAGUUGAUCCCAUUCCCGAUAAGGCGGUAUCUACAAACGGACCCCUGCAGUCCCAGCCGAACAUCAACCCGAGCUCAGACCCUUUUGCAUCCACAACGUCUCGGAGUGAUUCAGGUACCAGCCAUGGGAGCUCUGCCUUGUGGGAGAAACUAAACGGAAGCACAGUGAGCGUGGCGUCUUCGGGAGCACAACAACCGGUCGUUCAUGAAGGAACAGAGACACCCAGCGGUCCCAGUAGCGGAUCAGACGAAAUCCGUCUGGCCAAUGGAAUCAAUGGCGUGGAUGCUGCAUGGGAGCCCCCCUUGGCUCCUGCGAGGAAAAACAGGACGAUAGGCGGCGACUAUCCUAUGGAUCCUCCACCGAAGAUGAAACCCACAGGGAUUCGCCCCAGAACAAGAACCAGAGCCGAGCCCGAAGAGCACAUUCCGGGGCAAACGGAGCGCGAGGCCGCGAUCGGAUCGAGGGUGGGGGAUCGUAAGCGAACUGUCUCUGGGCAGGUCGCACACUCUUCCACUGCGCACCCCGUAGAGCCAGGGGCUCCUCAACGGCGAAGUGUACGGCUCUUCAACCAGAUUAAGCCCACCACCAGCAAACUCUCAGGGACAGCGUUGGGUAUCAAAGAUGGCCGGGAGCUGAAGAAGGUGAAGGCCACGGGUGCUAAGGGCCGAACAACAUCGACAACGGUGGGUCGUGUCGUAAGCAGCAGCCGGAGACACGCCAGCGAAAAUCACGACGGCGAUGGCAAAGAAAGUCGAUCUGUGUCCUCGGCGCAUACGCACGCCGUCUCGAAGGGAACUGCGUUGGAGAAGUCCAAAGAGGUUGAAGCCCUGACUUGGCUGCUGGAGCUUUUUUCCAAACUUGCUUCUGGUUACUUUGCCUUGAACCGCUAUAGGUGCCAAGAAGCUAUCCAGAUUUUCAACUCUCUUUCGCAAGGUCAGCGGGAAACCCCUUGGGUUCUCGCUCAGAUUGGACGGGCAUAUUACGAGCAAGCAAUGUAUUCCGAAGCCGAGAAAUACUUCUACCGGGUGAAGACGAUAGCGCCAUCACGAUUGGAAGACAUGGAGAUUUACUCGACCGUCCUAUGGCAUCUCAAGAACGACGUCGAACUAGCCUACUUGGCGCACGAGUUGAUGGAGAUUGAUCGUUUGUCACCACAGGCGUGGUGCGCGAUUGGCAAUUCGUUCUCCCACCAACGAGACCAUGACCAGGCUUUGAAGUGUUUCAAGCGAGCCACGCAGCUGGAUCCUCAAUUUGCCUACGGGUUCACUUUGCAAGGACACGAGUAUGUUGCCAACGAAGAAUAUGACAAGGCAUUGGAUGCAUACCGUCACGGUAUCAGCGCUGACAGUCGACACUACAAUGCCUGGUACGGGUUGGGAACCGUCUAUGACAAGAUGGGUAAACUUGACUUUGCUGAGCAACAUUUCCGCAAUGCGGCCAGCAUCAAUCCUACCAACGCUGUGCUCAUCUGCUGCAUUGGUCUGGUACUGGAGAAAAUGAACAAUCCCAAGGCCGCACUUGUACAAUAUGGACGGGCAUGUACCUUGGCGCCUCAUUCCGUGCUCGCGCGAUUCCGCAAGGCGCGUGUGUUGAUGAAACUGCAGGAACUCAAAUUGGCGUUGUCCGAGCUGAAGAUUCUCAAAGACAUGGCUCCCGAUGAAGCCAAUGUUCAUUAUCUCCUGGGCAAGCUUUACAAGAUGCUGCAUGAUAAGGCCAAUGCCAUCAAGCACUUUACAACUGCUUUAAAUCUGGACCCUAAGGCAGCACAGUACAUCAAAGACGCUAUGGAAUCACUCGACGAUGACGAAGAUGACGACGAAGACAUUGCUUAA